Molecule: messenger RNA, 1978 nt
Organism: Zootermopsis nevadensis
Lineage: Eukaryota; Metazoa; Arthropoda; Insecta; Blattodea; Termopsidae
Source: RefSeq, a predicted model, not a curated record
UCCUGUAACAAUUAGCUUUUCCAUUUGGUAGGGAGUUGUUUUCACCCCAAGGAUUGAACAAAAGCGAGUAGGCGGCCGCACUCACCAACAUUGUUUUGGAGCAGGUCCCCUAAGGAAUUCACAACCUUCACGUGAAAACACCCAACAAACAUGUUCAUCAAAAUCAGACGUACGAGACAGCUAGCGGUAAAAGUUUGCAUCAUAGCAUCCACCAUGCCAUCUCAUGAUAUAAAACUAAACCACAUACGGAAUGUGCAACUAGAAAAUCAGCUGGUAGCAGGAAACACUUAUGUUGAAGGUCUUCAAAAAAGUAUCCAUGUUAAUUGCAUUAAUAACAGACAUUACACAGACACACAGCAAUCUGACAUGCAGUCCGUCAUAACAAUCUCAAGUGAAAGUAGACUUGGAAGUACUGAAAGCGAUGAAUUUGUUAAACUUCCCAUUGAGAUUAUAAUAUAUAUCCUGGAGUUCCUGCCUUUAUCAGACAGAAUAAGUGCCUCGCAAGUGUGCCAUUUGUGGCAUAAUGCAUCAAAAUACCACAAACUGCAUAGCAAUGAAGGAGUAGUAUUGUGUGGUGACCUCACUAGACCACUACAAGUCUUUGAAAAUAGUCUUGGAACAUUUCUGCAUUUUGUGUUCAAAAACGUAAAACUAGGAAGAAAAUUAACCAAAUUUUGGAAUAGAUUCUGUCCACAAAUGCAGUCUCUUUCCAUAGAAGAUUGUGAUAUAUCAGAAAAGACCAUUGUACGUAUUUUAUUAAAGUGCUCACAUUUAGAAACUCUCGAUGUGAGUAGGUGUUAUAAACUUUUAAAGUCAGGAAGGGUUCUGGAGCAGAAAUCUGAUGUUAUUCUGCUUAGUAACACUCUUGUCAAACUUAGGAAGCUAAGACUUGAUUCAAAUUGGAAUUUGUCGGAUGCCCUUUUCAAUAGAUUUAUGGCAAUUGCUUCCAAUUUAGAAGAUCUGUCAUUGACAAGAUGUCAUAUCUCUUUCGAUUUAGAGCUGUGUAAAGAAUAUUAUCCUGGUGACAUGUUAGAAUCUGGCUACACAAUGGCAUCAGAAAGUGUUCUGACAUUCGUUAAUAUAUUAAAACACAUUGAGUCAAAAGCAAAGUUGAGUUUUGGUGUCACGGGCAUUGAUGAUGCAGCAUUGUCACAACUAGCAGAAGUACCAGAACUACAUCUUGAAACUCUGGAUCUUAAUUUUUGCAAAGAGCUGAACAAUGAAGGCAUACUCAGACUCACAGAGUACCAACAGAGUCUCACUAAAUUAGAUCUAAGUAAUUGUCGUGUCAUUGGUGAUCCUUCUCUUAUAGCUAUCUGUCACAACCUAAAGAACCUUUUGAUGCUCAGUAUAGGGGAAUGCUAUCCCAUAACAAACACAGGCAUAUCAGAACUCUGUCAUCUCAAGAAAUUAGUAAAUUUAAACCUGUCAAUGUGUCGUCAGGUAUCAGGUGAGGGCAUUGAGAGGGGACUUUGCUCCUCUGUAAAUCUGCAGUUUCAACGACUUAAUCUCGCUAGACUUCCCUUAUGUGAGAGAACUUUGUGUCGUAUAGCAGAGAACCUUCCUAGGCUAACAUAUCUUGACCUUGGAAGCUGUUCCAAUGCAGUGACAGACAUGUCUGUUCAGGCCAUUUUCCAACACCAAGUUUGGCUUCGAUCCCUCAAACUGAGAUUGUGUCGCAAAGUAACAGAUGCUGGACUCACAGGGAUGGGGUUGAGAACAAGAGGAGAAGAAGUUGAAAAUGGUUUCUCAAUUAUUAGAUUGAAAGGUUUGCAAGAACUAGAUUUGUAUGGCUGCAAAAGAAUCACAGAUGUCAGCCUUAAGUAUGCCUUUAGUUUUCUUAAACUUCGACGUUUAAAUCUGAGUUUCUGCUGGCAGGUUAGUUUCAUCAGGGAAUUUAAUAUGUUUUGCUUCUGAUUGGGUUUCUUGAUAUUUUACCUUUUCUUCUCAAACACAAAGUCCUUCGCUUUUGAUAAAU